Molecule: messenger RNA, 6371 nt
Organism: Grus americana (Whooping crane)
Lineage: Eukaryota; Metazoa; Chordata; Aves; Gruiformes; Gruidae
Gene: FECH
Product: ferrochelatase
Exons: 11
Coding region: 818-1873 (351 amino acids)
Biological process (GO): heme biosynthetic process
Molecular function (GO): protoporphyrin ferrochelatase activity
Source: RefSeq, a predicted model, not a curated record
CAGAAGGAUCAAUACCGUUGUUGAAACUUCUCUUGUUAUUGUUCUAUGUAAUUAACAUACAGUGUCAGUGCUUCAGAAAGUGAUAACCUAAGAACUACAAGAAGAGUAUAAAUAUUUGAAAAGAGUCUUUCAGACAUCAGUGAUACUUGAAUUGAAGUUCUUUAGUUUGCAGCCUUUUCUAUCACUGCAGAUACAGGCUACACACUCUAAUCCUGAGUAAGGAGCUGGAUUUGCAAGAUGCUUUUCACUGUCAUUGAUUUCAGCAGGUUUUGAGGGCAUUCAGCAUCUGUUCAGGAUGUUAUUAGGGACCUGUGAACCGUAAGACGCUCUUCUCAGCGGGUGGAUGGGCUGCUGAGGAGGUCUGUGCUAUUGGGGCUCAACUGCUGCUGGAACUCCUGCAAUCUGACGAGGGAAGUGUUGCACCAAACGAUUGCUGGAGAGCCAGGGAUACGGAAUUUAACAAUUUUUUUCAUUUUGGGCAAUUCACACUAUUGUUGCACUAAAAAAUAUCAUGUAAUGGCUAUGAACUCCUGAGGAAAACAAAGUGUGCCUUGGAAAAAGCAGGCUGUAACCAGCACGUGGGAAGACUUCACUUCUAAAGCAUCCUGGGUUUUGGCUGAUGUUGAAAUCCUGGAAUAAUAGAAGUCACCUAGCUGGGUAGUAAGAAAGCAAGCUGCCUGCAUCCCUGGUUGUAAAAGGCAGCAGUCAGCUGAGGGUCCCGGUACGAUGGAGAGGUCAGGCAACUGCAGCCGCGGUGACAGAAAGCACAAAACCUCAAAUUCAGCCAGAAGCACGGAAACCUAAAACAGGAAUCUUGAUGUUAAACAUGGGAGGUCCAGAACGGCUGGAUGAUGUGCAUGAUUUCUUACUUCGUCUCUUCCUGGACAGAGAUCUAAUGACACUUCCAGCUCAAAAUAAAUUAGCACCAUUCAUUGCCAAACGCCGCACACCGAAAAUCCAGGAGCAGUACAGCAGGAUUGGAGGUGGGUCACCAAUCAAGAAGUGGACGGCGGUGCAGGGAGAAGGCAUGGUGAAACUGCUGGACAGCAUGUCUCCUCGCACGGCACCUCACAAAUACUACAUUGGCUUCCGGUACGUCCAUCCUCUGACAGAAGAAGCAAUUGAAGAGAUGGAGAAAGAUGGCAUUGAAAGGGCUAUCGCUUUCACGCAGUACCCGCAGUACAGUUGUUCUACCACAGGAAGCAGUUUAAAUGCCAUUUAUCGCUACUAUAAUAAAAAAGGGGAGAAGCCGAAGAUGAAGUGGAGUAUAAUUGACCGAUGGCCCACACAUCCCCUUCUUAUUCAGUGCUUCUCUGAUCACAUACAGAAAGAACUGAACCUCUUUCCACCCGACAAAAGGAAAGAUGUCGUCAUCCUCUUCUCGGCUCACUCGCUGCCCAUGUCUGUAGUGAACCGUGGUGAUCCGUAUCCUCAAGAAGUGGGAGCUACUGUCCAGAGAGUCAUGGAGAAGCUGAACUACUCCAACCCUUACAGGCUUGUGUGGCAGUCCAAGGUUGGACCAAUGCCAUGGCUCGGUCCACAGACAGAUGAGACCAUUAAAGGGCUCUGCCAAAGAGGAAAGAAGAACAUGUUGUUGGUCCCAAUAGCAUUUACAAGUGACCACAUUGAAACACUUUAUGAACUGGAUAUUGAGUAUGCCCAAGUUUUAGCGAACGAGUGUGGAGUUGAAAAUAUCAGAAGAGCAGAGUCUCUUAAUGGAAAUCCACUGUUCUCCAAGGCUCUGGCAGACUUGGUCUGUUCGCAUAUCCAGUCGAAUGAAAUCUGCUCUAGGCAGUUAACCCUCUGCUGUCCGCUCUGUGUAAAUCCUGUCUGCAGGGAGACAAAAGCCUUCUUCACAGAUCAACAGCUGUGAUGGGUGGUCGAGGAGAGCACCGCUGGGUUAUACAGGAAAAUUGCCCCAGUGAAGCGGUGCAAAGGAAAGAAACCGCUUGACCGAACUCUCCACUGUUACAUACUUACAGGCUGGUAGUCUGUGACAUUAAUCUCGUGUAACAGUGAGGAGAGUUUUUUGCUUUAUUUUUUCUUAUGUUUUCUUUGUUUGAGAAGAGUUUGUAGAAAGUAGGGAAAUAAGGGCGUUUAUCCUGUGAGAUGUGAAAAGAUCUCAUUUCAUCUGAUUAUGAUUGGACUUAGCAUAAGCCCAUAAGUAUGCACUGAAAAACUUAAAAAACUUUUCUGCAAAUUAGCUUCUAUUUCCUAUGCAGGGAUUUAUUUGUAUGCAGUUUUGUUAUGAGUGCAUUAAUUUCAGCUUUCCAGGUCAAGCAUACAAUUAUUUGUUUUGUUUAUAGUUAAGGUACAGUAUAACCAGCAUAGUCACUGAAUGUCUCUUCUGAGAGUCAUUUUUCAGAUGAGUUUGAAGAUCAAGUGACUUCUAAUGCUUUUUAAGUAAUGUGUGUAAUUUUUUUAGAACAUAAAGAUAAGGCUUUGUUUUAGUUUGGUUUUUUUCCUCCUGCUAGAAGCUUCCGGUGAAAGCUUAGCCGGGAUAGUAGAACGCACAAGAUUUGUUUACAUUUUUUAGAAAAAACACUCUCGUUAUCUGCAGGAAAGCCUCUGCAUUUGAAGAGCAUAAAGUGAAAGGAACAAACCUGCUUGGGUCAUGCUGAAGAACGUGCUCAACUGAAACAAACUGUGUCGGUUUCAAAUCAGCAGCGUGUAUGGAAACACAUUGGUUUAUCUUUUAAGCAAAAUGGGUUGUUUAAAUUAUUAUUAAGAAGGGCUUUCGCUGUUUGGCUAGGUAAAUUUAGGAAGUCAGGCUUGCUCUCCAGAAGGUUUAUAGAUCUGCUCUGUGCUUUCUACUGUGCCGCAGCGCUGUGGUUUCUGUGGGAUACCUACGGAGUUCCACAGGUACAAUUGAUCUAGCUUAAUUGAUGUUGUUAUUUAAAACUGAGAUGAUAAGUCAGGAGUAAUUUACAUUGCAGAUGCUUGAGAGCAGGCAGCCCCAUGGGCUGACAGCUGUGUGCUUAUGCAUACCUUUGUCAAAAGCCAGAUUUCAUCUGUUAGAUUUUUGGCACUGAUCGUGGGCCAGGAGUAUGCACUUGUAACCCAGCUAAACUUCUUGCUUGUUUUGGCAGGCGUCUGGGUGCAUCAGGACUGCUGAAUCCACUCCUAAGUAGUGGUGGGUUUGUGGAGUGACAAACCUUUUCAGGGCAGCGUUCCCUCCCUGUCAGCACCGGGACCGGUGUCCAGGUUAGUCUGGGGAUAGGAGGGAGCUUUUCUGAAAGGCUGGUCACUGCACAGCAUGCCUGAGCUUGGCACCUGGAGCAGGUCAGGGCAGAAGUACCGCAGCACCUCAGUCAGUGGUCCUCUCGCAUGGGGACCUCUCCUCCUGGGUGGGACAGGGGAGGAGCAAAGCUGUGACAGUGUUCUGUGGGACUGAGCCAUAUGUGUAUUAGUCUAGCUGUCGGCUUCGUGGGUAUAAAUGUUUACUUUACGUAAUUAGCACUGAAACGCCAGUACUUCGGCAAUGCAGGUUGUUUUCUGUAAAUUGGCGGUACAGCCGAUCGUGAUGUUUGAGAAGCAGAUGCCAUGCUGCUCAGACAGUUUAAUUUGCUUACGUAAUUGAGGCAUGAACAGUUUGAACCUCUGAUCUUUCAAGGAUAGGGUUGUUUAAAAAGAAAAUAGGCCUCCCUUGGUGUAACAGGGGUUUGUCUUGUUCUGAUUCAUGUUGAACAAAUUAAAUAUGGGAUACUAAAGAAAUGAAUGGAUGCCGUGUCGAUCAGCCAGUGGGCCAAGUACUGCCAUGGAGCGAUGUAAAUCCUACUGUACAGCCUCGCUAGGGCCCGUGGCCUCGUACCUCUCGAGAGUCGAUUGACGUGUCUCCACUGCCAUACUGCAGCUUCUGAGUGUGACUAUGGCGAGACAGGCUCAAAUUCCUUCAGUGCCAGAACCGCCUACGUUACUGCUGUCCCUCGUUGCUGUAGCACAAAGAAGUCUUCCUUGACCCUUCAUCAUCCCUGUGCCUGUUCCAGUGGCAGGGAGCCAGAAGCCCGGGCUUCUGUUCUCCCUUUCUCGCUCUGUUCUUGGUCUCUGCUCGCUGCCUCGGCAGGAAGGAGGAGCGCGAAGCUGAUUCCUGCCCUUGCUCAGGGGGAGUAGGUAGGGUUAUCACGUGUAUGGAAGGGUGAAGUUUUCACCGACAAGCUUUGAGUCAAUGUCAAAAGAAUAAAAAUGUCUGCAGUAUAUCUGGGAAGGGAACGCUGGCCUUAUGUCUCUCGUUGGACAAAGAACUUUCUCUGUUCCCGUUUCUCUGCUUGACUCUUAAGGGUCAGUGGAAAACAAUCUGUUUUGUAAAAUCUUCCUACUUAUACCUCUUUCCUACCAGCUGAAGGGUAUACUGACCUUCAAAUCCAGGUUGUGACCAGCACAUUUAGAAGUGUGGCCGAAGCUGGAAAGUGAAGGUUAACUUUGCAUGAACAUUGUGAUACUAUAAAUAUAGAUUGGCUUUUUAUUUCCAUACUGGAGAGCAUACUGAAAAUAUUAGCCAGCACUAAUUAUGAGACAUUAUGUUUGUGCCCAGUAAUAAAAGAUAUUUAAAAUUCACUUUUUAGUAUGCUAACCACAAGUGAGAUAAUUACUAAGCCUAUUGCUGCUAUUAGACCAUAAUGUAGAAAUCACUUAAUUUUCUAGCUUUUAGCAGAUGGAUCUUGCCUCAUAGAAUUGGUGGGGUUCUUCAUUUUGCUGAACAGAUGAUGUAAUGUCACUGUCCUGCUAUUUAACACGCAUUAUUUUGUCUUAGCGUAGCAUCAAAAGCCUGUUGAAAAACUACCUGAGCAAGUUAGCUAGCAGCUCUGCUUAAUAUUUUUAAUAGAAAUCAAGGUGACAGUGAGACUAGUAACAGUGGGAAUUCUGCUGCCAUUGAAAUAGUCUAAUUUUGGGGUUUUCUGUUUGGGAGCAUUUCUGACUGUGCUCACUAACGGUGGAAUUCAUUUGACCUUACUUCAGAUGCUUCCGAUCUACAUGUCCACAUCUGAGCUGGUCUCCUAGGUAGUACUUAUGGUCGGAAGAUUGUUUUAAUACAUGUUUCCGAGAAGUUACUCGUCUCUCAAAGCAGAUGUCCGCAACAGGUUGGGUGAGUUUCACUCUGUUGCUGCGUCUGACCACGGAGGGAGCGUGGUGCGCUAGCUCGGAUGUAGUUAGCCAUGUCGCACGUGUCUUAACAUGAGGAGAGAUGAAUCCCAUCCAUUUAUGUGCCUUCUUCUUCAGCACUCUGCCAGUGAUGUGUAGCUGCUGCUUUUGGGAGAUUGCAGUCUUAGUCCUACAGUUACGCACUCAGUUUGCCCCCCUGGCAGAUUUUAAACGUUUGGUGCUACUCGCUCAGGACCCGGCCUUGUCAGACCCCGAGCGCUUUCUGCUCCGGUUGGAUUGAUCAGAGCGUGUGGAAGUGUCAGCAUCUGGGAGACUCUUGUCCUCCCACAAUACUCUAGUUUGAUUUUUUUUCAUUAUCAAUUACACUCCUUUUGCAGUACUUUAUUUCAUUGGCAAGCGUUUAUCAUUUCCACAUGCCCUGGCAAAAAGCAACCAGUUGGAAGUGAGCUGAAGAGAUGCGUCGAGGCAGCGUGGCGUCCCGGGGUUUUGUUGGUAAGAGCUGAGUCCUCAGGCUGGCCUUCAGCGGUGGUGCUGAUGCUGGCGGUGCCGCUUGCAGUGCAGCUGGCAAACAGCUGCGCAACUGAGGCUGCGCCCGAGAGUAGGAGUGAGAGCUUGGGAGCGAAAUCUUCACGGUGCUCCGAGCUCUGGCCCGAGGAUAUCGAUUGAAAAAUAGAGGAGUUGGGAAACAGAGCCCUCGGUGUCCUAAGGAAAGGAGCAGGAAGUAAAGGUGUUUGCAAACGGAAUUUUUUGAAGAAUUUGCUCAUUAUUAGGCUGUUCUCCUGAUCUAACUCUCUGCAAUGUUUCUUUUUUCUUUGUUUAGUUGAAGUUUUUCUCUCUUGGAGUUUAUAAAAUCUCCCUUAUUACUGGCUGCAUUUUAGAAAAUAUGAUAGCUUCCAAAAGUGGUGCUGUAAUAUGAAAAGGUGUGUGGGUAGUGUCUGUGAGCCAACGUCCUGCUCUCCCCAGAGAGGAGGAUGUUACAGUCGAGUUCAGCGGGGCCGGGAUUUUCCUAGGAAUAUCUACAAGCUCACUUUAUUUUCCCUUUCUACCACACCCAGAAGGUUGGAAAUCAAUGUGAGGGUAAGAUGCAAAAGAGAGAAAAGUUGCUUUUAUUUUUUUAAUGCCAGAUGCGUACAAAUACUUGCUUUUAGUCCAACACAUGUAUUUCCAAUUGAACAAGGACUUCCAUUUAAUGUAACACAAAAAAAUUGUAUAAUCUUACUGUGUAUUGUUUGCCAUAAAGAUGGAAUCUCAAUUAAAUUUUUUGGAAGAAA